AUGCGCCGGGUGUACCCAUAUCGGGCUUUAUACAUCAUUUACAAAGUAUUCUACAAUCUCUUCUUGCAUCCAUUGCAGCUAUAUCCCGGCCCACUGCUGGCUCGUUCCACGAAUCUUGUAUAUAACAAGCACAUCGCAGCUGGAGACGUACACAUAUGGAUCAGACAACUCCACGAGAAAUAUGGACCAUUUGUACGCAUUGCGCCAGAUGAAAUCACAUGCGUCGAUGCUCAGGCAUGGAAAGACGUCUACGGAUUUAAAAGAGAAAUGGUCAAAGAGGAAAGAUUUUACGGCAAAGAUACUAUGAACCCAAAUGCACCAGGAAUUGCGUUGCAUCAACAACAACUGAUGAUCAAGACGUACGCAGACAUGCUUUGUAGCAAGCUCAGUGUACUGUCAGCCAAGGGUGAGAAGGUUGACAUGGUCAAAUGGUUGAACUACACGACUUUCAACAUCAUGGCCGACAUGACAUUUGGCGAGUCUAUGGAAUUGCUAGAUGGCUCUCCAAACAGCAACUGGGUCGACAUGCUGUUCGAAUUGCUGCAGUUUGUAAUGCGUCAACAUCUCAAAGAACGAAUCAGUAAGCACCAACAAUUCACUAAUGAGCGCAUCUACAAGCGUCUAGCGCGCAAGGCUGAAAAGCCCGAUAUGUGGUCCUUUGUCGAGGACAAGGUUGGCAAAAAGGAAGAUGCUCUUCACAAGAACGAGAUUGCCUCUACCGCUGCAAAUUUCAUGGUUGCCGGUACAGAAACUACCGCGACCACACUCGCUGGUUUACUCUACCUUUUUUCCAAGAACCCUGACAAGAAGAAGCGCCUUCAGGAUGAGGUGUGCAACACCUUCUCAUCGACUGAAGAAAUGACCCUGCAGAAACUCGCGCGCUUGCCGUAUCUCAAUGCAUGCAUUGAGAUAGGGACUGCGGCCAUCGUGACUAUACCCCAAUGGGCUGUGUACCGCAACUCGGUCGAUUUUCACCGCGCAGACGAGUUUCUGCCCGAGCGCUGGAUGCCAGAGGGCCAGGCUGAGUUUGGCAGCGACCGCAAGGAUGUGCUUCAGCCCUUUUCAUAUGGACCACGGAAUUGCCUUGGCAAGAACUUUGCUUACCAUGAAAUACGCGUCUUGCUUACUGUGAUGUUGUUUUACUUUGAUUUUGAGCUUUGCUCCGAAUCCAACGGGUGGGUCGAUCAAAAGAUUUUUACUUUGUGGAUUAAGCCUCCGCUAUGGAUGAAGCUAAAAUCCCGUGCAAUAUAA
Messenger RNA from Bipolaris zeicola 26-R-13, 1251 nucleotides. RefSeq lists its product as uncharacterized. Gene Ontology annotation, molecular function: heme binding; monooxygenase activity; oxidoreductase activity, acting on paired donors, with incorporation or reduction of molecular oxygen. The transcript has 6 exons. Lineage: Eukaryota; Fungi; Ascomycota; Dothideomycetes; Pleosporales; Pleosporaceae. The record is from RefSeq and is a predicted model, not a curated record. Bases 1 to 1251 code for a protein of 416 amino acids.